This is a messenger RNA of Brassica oleracea var. oleracea, 1361 nucleotides long. RefSeq lists its product as uncharacterized. Lineage: Eukaryota; Viridiplantae; Streptophyta; Magnoliopsida; Brassicales; Brassicaceae. The record is from RefSeq and is a predicted model, not a curated record. Gene Ontology annotation, cellular component: cytoplasm. Gene Ontology annotation, molecular function: N-acetyltransferase activity. Bases 205 to 783 code for a protein of 192 amino acids. The transcript has a single exon.
CUUCUAACGACCACGAGUUUUUCUUCAAUCCGAUUUUAUUUUUAUUUACUCGAAACAGUAAAAGCUAGAGAGCUUUCUCCAGUAAUCCACAGCCACACACAUUUUAUCCACACCCCCUUAUCCCCCAACUCAGUGAAAGAAACAAAAAAAAAAGUUUCAAUCUUUCAAACAUUUCGAAACUUUGACAAAGAAACAGAGACUAUCAUGCUUCUCAGAGGCCCAAUCUCCACUCCUCCACCUUCUCUCCGGAUAAGGUCCACCUUGAACCCACAAAACGCAGCCGCACAGCCAUCACAAGCGUCGUUUCCAGCGGCGAAGCAAAGCUACUCAAUCACCGACGAGGAUCUCCAGUCCAAAGGCUUUCUCCUCCGCCGCACUCCCGAAGGCCUAAACCUGGACCACCUCAACUCCGUCUUCGUGGCGGUGGGGUUCCCGCGGCGGGACACGGCGAAGAUAGAGGUGGCGCUGCGGCACACGGACGCGAUGCUGUGGGUGGAGAACGAGAAGACGCGGCGGCCGGUGGCGUUCGCGAGGGCGACGGGAGACGGAGUGUUCAACGCGAUCAUAUGGGACGUGGUGGUUGACCCGACGUUCCAGAGCUUGGGGCUCGGGAAGGCGGUGAUGGAGCGGCUGAUCGAGGAUUUGCGGAGGAAAGGGAUCUGCAACAUCGCUCUGUAUUCGGAGCCUCGGGUUCUCGGGUUUUACCGCCCGCUCGGGUUUGUUUCCGACCCGGAUGGGAUCCGAGGAAUGGUGUUCGUUCGCAAACAGAGAAACAAGAAGUGAAAUGAAUAAACUUUAUUUCGAUUUAACAUUACAAUGUCUUUGUAAGUGGAAACAGAGAGAGCUGUAUAGAGUAUGCAGAGAAGUAGAGAUAAAGUUUGUGAUACAAUUGUUUAAGAAGUAGAUUUGGCGUGGUGGAGGAAGGCGACGGAGCAGAGGAUGGUGGUGACGAGAGCGAAGAACCCUAAUCCGAUCAUUAGAGAGAUUCCGGCGACGAUUAGAUCCAUUGAUGUCUGCACGCUUAUUCCCAUCAUUCUCUUGAUUUAUCUGCUUAGUACGAUAAAGAUGUGUUCGAGGAAAGAAGAAAAGCCUUUCGCUUUUGACACGUUUUACUAGAUGACCAGAGACGGACACAUAUAGAUAGAGAUUACAUUACAUGUGACGUGUCUCACGUUAUUUGGUCGGUUUAUGUAUUUUUUACUAAACUAGACGGCUUUUUUCUCUGUGACUGAUUCCGACUUAGAAAGGGGAAUUAAGUUCUGGGAAUGAGUUGAGGAAAUCUUGGCAAGUUUCUGCCAGGGAACAUGGAGGAUGUAGUUAGUUAAGUAGGCAAAUGUGGUGGAGUGAUGAUUGGUCUUUGA